Exophiala mesophila is the source of this 1120-nucleotide messenger RNA. RefSeq lists its product as uncharacterized. Lineage: Eukaryota; Fungi; Ascomycota; Eurotiomycetes; Chaetothyriales; Herpotrichiellaceae. The transcript has a single exon. The record is from RefSeq and is a predicted model, not a curated record. Bases 208 to 927 code for a protein of 239 amino acids.
AUAUAAGGAAGCAUAGGCACACCUCUGUUCGAAAUGAUAUCUUCAUCAAACACAACAACCAAUACAACAACAUAAUACUUUAUCUCCUUUCGUUAUUUCCUUAUUUCCUUAUUUCAUUUCCUUAUCAGUCAACCGUCGCUCUCUCAGCCACAUCUUACCAUCCUUAGACAAAUCAACACGCUCAACGCAACAAAAACAAUCCACAAAAUGCAAUACUCAGCCAUCCUCGUCUCUCUCCUUGCUGCCACUGGCGCUUUGGCAGCCCCUUCAUCUCGCCGAUCAGUCGACAAUGAGAUUCGUGUUGUUCUCAGCGAUCUCGGAGAAACAGGUGCUCAAGUCACUUUCAAAGAGGGCGUCCGCGACGUCCAAGUUCCAGCACUCAACGGACCCUUCGCCACUUUGGAAGUUCGUCUCGGAAAAGGCGUCGCACAACAAGAUCUCCGCUGCCAAGCUCUUGAUGAAUCAGGAAACCCGAUCGUCGGAGUGCGCGGCGCCAACGUCGACAUCACCUUCGCUGACGGCGGAAACGGCCCGUGGACAUUCAAGAAGCCCAGCCUAGUUAGCAAGGUCAUCUGCGACCCUGCUUUCAAGAAGAUCAGCCCUGGCGCCUUGGACGUGCGUGUUGUCCUUCAGAAUCAAGCCACCGAACUUGGAACUCAGACAGUCUUGGCCUCAGGUGUUCGCGUAGAGUCCUCCCCCCAGGGAUCUACCGGUCCUUAUCAGACCGUGGAGCUUCGCGUCGGCGAACUGGUUGACCCAAGCUAUCGGUGCAAGGUUCUCGACAACAAAGGACGCGCCAUUACCCUUACCAGAGGUGCCAAUGUUGACACUACCUUUGGCGACGGCGGCAACGGCCCAUGGACCUUUGACAAGACCCGAUCAGUCAGCAACAUCAUCUGUGACCCAACCUUUGUGAAGGCUGCAUAAGUUCACCACCUAUUUGCAUCAGCGAAGGCGAUUAACUGUUUCCUGGGCCGGAAAAUGGGGGCAUAAAGAAAAAGCAUCAGCGUUGCAUCGUGGAACCGGGCAUGACAUUGCAUCUAGAAACUGGCGUUUUUGUAAAUCUUGGAUUUGUUGUGUGGACACUCCUUAUAAUAUAAUAUAAUCAAUGACACUCAUU